GUUUGUUCUUAUCUUCAAAAUUAUUGUUCUGGUCUCCAUUCGUUCCUCUAUCAAACCGGCUAUUUCUCUCGAAACUAUUCUCAGUGCAGGGAGUUUUUUUAAAGGUGCAAUUCAGAGAACGUAUGCACAUAUUGAAGCGAUUGUAUUACAUCAUUAACCGUCAUGAAGUACUUGGAAUACACCCCUUUCGAGCGAAUAAAUGCUUUUCUAGAUCACCUAAAUCUUGGAGAGAGGACCAUUAAAGGAUGUAUUGAAGCUUACUCCUGCAAGCAUACAGGAACUGAUAAGAGGCUUUCUCUCAGUUUAGAAAAUGAGAUUCUUGAUUAUGUUGGGAACUCUCCUGAUGUCGACUCUGCCUCACCGGUUGAAUAUCUUUCGAGUAGAUCCAGCCGAAAGAUGUUGAUCUAUCUGAUUCUCACAUUAUAUCACAUGUAUCCAGAUUAUGACUUCAGUGCAGUGAAAGCUCACCAGUUUUUCACAGAGGAAACCUGGGAUGGUUUUAAGCAAAUUUUUGACAGCUACAUGUCUGAUGCAUCUAAGGAAUGGAUCGAGGCAACUGAAGAUGGUUCCCUACUGGAAACCUUAUACAAAGCUCUAGACGAGGUCAUCAACCUAGCAGAAUGUGAAGUUUAUAGCUAUGACCCCAACUCUGAUGCUGAUCCAUUCAUAGAAAAAGGAGCUUUGUGGUCAUACAAUUUCUUCUUCUACAAUAGAAAACUCAAGCGUGUUGUGAGCUUUCGUUUCAGCUGUUUAAGCAACCUGGUGAGUGACGGGUUUCCUGCGGAUGGAUACUACGAGGAAGAUGGUGAAAUAUUUGACGAUAUGGACAUGUGAUGUGGAAAAAUAGCAUGUUAAUAUAUGUGUAGGACCUCAAAUUAGUGUACAAAAUGGUAGACCUGACUGCUUGCUGUAUGUAGGUGUAGUUUGGGAUGAAAGUAAAACUUGKGUUGGUUGGUUACUUACUAGUAGGAGGUUUAGAGAAGCCUGUAUGUAGAAACAGCCAGUUGAUUGUGAGUAGGAAUGCAAGAUCUUGUUGCUUCUCUCACUUUCAGUUGGUCACUUGUCUAAUGGUUAACUUGCUCCAGGCUUUAUAACUGAUUUAAAAUGUUUCUGUUUUUUGAUUCUCUGGGAA
Cynara cardunculus var. scolymus (artichoke) is the source of this 1132-nucleotide messenger RNA. RefSeq names its product repressor of RNA polymerase III transcription MAF1 homolog. Gene Ontology annotation, cellular component: nucleus. Gene Ontology annotation, biological process: negative regulation of transcription by RNA polymerase III. NCBI's taxonomy places the organism in Eukaryota, Viridiplantae, Streptophyta, Magnoliopsida, Asterales, Asteraceae. The transcript has 11 exons. Gene Ontology annotation, molecular function: RNA polymerase III core binding. The record is from RefSeq and is a predicted model, not a curated record. The coding region runs from base 163 to 834 and encodes 223 amino acids.